Periconia digitata is the source of this 1608-nucleotide messenger RNA. The record is from the annotation of a GenBank genome assembly. NCBI's taxonomy places the organism in Eukaryota, Fungi, Ascomycota, Dothideomycetes, Pleosporales, Periconiaceae.
AUCCUUUCCCUCCACCUGCAGCCUGAAAAACUAACGGUGCGACGCCCUGCAUAUCAUUAUUUCGUCUGUUCCACCAUGCUUCUACGCCUCCAGACACCGUCAGCUGUGGCUGCACGGGCAUUGGUAGCAGUUCUCGCCUUCUCGUCUUGUGCUUUUGCGUUGCCGCCGUCUCCUCCUCCUGGACCGGGAAAGGACGUUGAUAUCAAACCGCUUGUACCAAAGCUCUCGCCCAAUACACACGUCUACGUUCCUGGUAGUUCAGAGUUUGGAGCUUAUUCGAUCCGAUGGUCGUCGCUUUCACCUCCGACUCCUAGCGUUGUCAUUGUGCCUGGUACUGAGAAGGAUGUGUCUGAGAUUGUCAAAUAUGCAUCUGAGAAGAACAUUCCAAUUCUUGCGUACAAUGGCCACCACGGUACCCUGACUACUCUUGGAAAAAUGGAUCGCGGAAUUCAGAUCAAUGUCAACCAGCUCAACUCCAUCUCCAUCGCCCAAGACAGCACGACUGUAACGAUGGGAGGUGGUGUCAACUCCAAGAAGCUCAUCGACACUCUUUGGGACGCAGGAAAGCAGGCUGUUACCGGAACCUGCGAAUGCGUCAGCUACAUGGGUCCUGCCCUUGGUGGUGGACACGGAUGGCUUCAAGGUCACCACGGUCUCAUCGCUGAUCAAUGGACCUCGAUGAACGUUGUCCUUGCCAGCGGUGAGAUGAAGACGAUUGACAGCAACUCCGACCUGUGGUGGGGGAUGCAGGGCGCUGGCCACAACUUUGGAAUCGUCACGUCAGUCACGGCCAAGAUUUACCCAAUUGAGCACACCAACUGGGCCAUAGCCACGAUGAUCUUUGCUGGCGACAAAGUAGAGGCCGUCUACCAAGCAGCAAAUGAGCAUAUCCUCCAGGAUGGAAAGCAAAGCGAGGACAUUCAUAACUGGUCUUACUGGCUCAACGACGACACCCUUGAUCCCGAAAACCCUGUCAUCAUCAUGUACAUCAUUCAGGAAGGUGUUGAUGUUGUCGACUCCAAAUACACCCAACCAUUCGCGGACAUCGGUCCUCUUGUCAACAACCCCCAGUCAGGCACAUACAAAGACCUCGCUGCCUGGACCAACAUCGCCAUGGACUCUCCCCCUUGCCAGGAUCUCGGCACCAACAACCCUCGUUUCCCCAUCUACACGAAGGCCUACAACGUCUCCACCCAAAAGACCGUGUAUGACGCAUAUGCCACUGCCAUCAAGGGCAAGGACUCCCCCUUCUACAACUCCAUCUUCAUGUUCGAAGACUAUGCUAGCGCUGGUCUCCGUAAACGCGACAACGACGCCUCUGCGUUCGGUUUCCGCGACGACCACAUUCUUGCAGCGCCCCUCAUCAUCUCUACGACGGGUGAUACGGCACAAGAUGAAGCUGUCGAGAAGCUGGGUAACGAGCUUAGGGAGAUGCUCAGGGAAGGAACUAACUGCGAGGAACUUCACACGUAUGUGAACUAUGCGUAUGGAACUGAAGGGCCGGAAAGCUGGUACGGGUACGAGCCGUCUCGCCAGGAGCGCCUCAAGACCCUCAAGACCAAGUACGACCCCACUGGAAAAUUCAGCUUCUAUGCACCUGUGGCGUAG